Molecule: messenger RNA, 472 nt
Organism: Scutellospora calospora
Lineage: Eukaryota; Fungi; Glomeromycota; Glomeromycetes; Diversisporales; Gigasporaceae
Source: the annotation of a GenBank genome assembly
UAAACAUAUCCAAUUCAGUGUACUUUCUCCACAAGAGAUCGUCAAAAAUGCACAACUAGCUAUUACUCAUCGCGAUCUUUUCAAUGAAAAUCGGGCCCCAAUGGAAAAUGGUGUCUUAGAUACGCGCUUGGGAACCUCAGAUCAUGACAUAUACUGCGAAACAUGUGGUGAAAGAAUGGCACAGUGUAUUGGACAUUUCGGUUAUGUCAAGCUAGUUUUACCCGUAUUUCACAUUGGCUAUUUUAAAGCUGUUAUUAAUACACUACAAAAUAUCUGCAAGGCAAUUAUUCUAUAUAUUAUUAAUAAUGCGAAUUCUGCUCAGAAAGAAGAUGAUCGACGAGCGUAUCUAAAACGAAUAAGAAGUUCAAAAGAGUCUUCAGCACGUUCUAAAAUCGAAAAAGCUAUAAAUGCCUUAUGUAAAAAAACUGUUGAAUGCCCAUAUUGUAAAGCUAUUAAUGGAUCAGUAAAAAAA